ACAUAACAUAUUUCCUACUCCUCCUAUCCACAACCUACGGGAGCCGUCAAAUCUAUCCUAACAAACACAUAAAUUCCAUAACUACGAGUACAUCUACAGACAACCAACCAACAUCAAUCAAGACAACCAAAGACGAUGGAAAACAGAACAUACCAUGCGGUAUUCUAAAAAUGCUUCAAGCGUUGAAAGCGCAUGAGUUGGAGCAUAAUCCUGAAAAGGAGCAAGCGCAAGAAUUGGGAGAGGUGGUAGAUAUGCUGAGUAACUUACGGUGGCCAAGGAGACCGGGAUGGAAUCAAUUGUGAAGAUUAGUCACAUUUUUGUAGGAGAUGCCACGACUUCUAUGGAAGCAUUUCCUCAUACUAUCCAUUCUAUUCAUCAUCACUGACUGCAUGUCACUGUCACAAAAAUUAGCCGAGAUCAAGAAAAAAAUGGGACCUUACAGGCAUAAUACUCUUCAUAAUAAGCCUCCGUCUUUGGCGAAGAUUCAUGAAAAACUACGGCGACUUCCAUACUCUUUACUUUUACCGGAAUUGUCUAUACGUAAGAACGCAUUUAGAAGACACCGAUUACCACGAGAGUUAAUAAAAAAUAUAAUUGCGGAGACAUGGAGACAUAAAAACCGGAACAUAAACAGGGGAAAAGCAAUAAAGUUAGCUUUAGCAAAGCCGCUAAGCGAUCACCUAAAGUAUGAAGAACCAAUACAUAACUUGAAUCUUUUAGAAAAAUUUACAACAAACAAAUUACGACACGUUUUCAGUUCAUUAAAGGAGUUAUAUAAAGACACAAUGAGCCAAAAGACAUUAUCAAAGUCACCGCUGUCGAAAAAGUGGCUAAACUCAGAAACUGGCAGAAAUUCAGCUUUUGACAUUUUUCUAAGUAACUAUCUGAAGAAUGAAGAACCAAUUAACUUAAGAAGCCUAAGUCCUAUAGGAAAAUAUGCAGACAACAAACAACAAAACAUUUUUAGUUUUAGUGAAACAGAGGAAAUGUGGUAUGACUCCCCAGAAAACUUGCUAGACAACUACCCGAAGGAUAAAGAAUCUAUAUACUUGCAUAACCUAAAUCCUGUACGAAAAUUUACAGCAGAACGCGCGUUAAAAUUGUUAAAAGAGUCACACAGAGAAGCAAUUCAACACAAUAAAUAUUCAAAACCAGGAUUAAAUGAUCAAGAAACAACAUUGUACGAUAUAUGGAUUAGAUUUCAGUCAAAGUUAAUGGCGGAUUUAUUUUCACUAAAAGGUUUACAAGCCAUCAGGAGCGCAGUAGGCUGCGGCAUGAGGAGACAAGACAAUGCAGCCAAACCUGAUUCACCUGCGCCGCCUGAUUCAUCUAAAGCACCUGAUUCACCUGCAUCACCUGAAUCACCUAAAGCACCUGAUUCAGCACCACCAUCUGCUUCACCUCAAUGUCUGUGGUACCCCUACUACUAUUAUCCAUAUUACUAUUCUUAUUACUCGUAUUAUCCGUAUUACUACGGAUAUUAUUAUCCAUAUUACUGGGGACGACGUUAAUUUAUGAACUUAUUAUAAUAUCUGCAAAUAUA
Molecule: messenger RNA, 1543 nt
Organism: Leguminivora glycinivorella
Lineage: Eukaryota; Metazoa; Arthropoda; Insecta; Lepidoptera; Tortricidae
Exons: 2
Coding region: 327-1511 (394 amino acids)
Source: RefSeq, a predicted model, not a curated record